Molecule: messenger RNA, 5704 nt
Organism: Opisthocomus hoazin
Lineage: Eukaryota; Metazoa; Chordata; Aves; Opisthocomiformes; Opisthocomidae
Source: RefSeq, a predicted model, not a curated record
CGUCCAAGGUGAGAGUCUGGCGUUAUCUGAAGGGCAAAGACAUCGUCACUCACGAGAUCCUGUUGGAUGGUGGGAACAAGGUGGUUAUCGGCGGCUUCGGGGACCCGUUAAUCUGCGACAACCAAGUCUCAACUGGAGACACGCGGAUUUUCUUCGUCAACCCUGCCCCGCAGUACAUGUGGCCGGCCCACCGCAACGAGCUGAUGCUGAACUCCAGCCUCAUGCGGAUAACGCUGCGCAACUUGGAGGAGGUGGAGCACUGCGUGGAAGAACAUAGGAAGCUUCUUGCUGACAAGCCCAAUAGUUAUUUUACUCAGACGCCGCCGACGCCGCGAGAUGCGUGUCGAGGGAUGCUGUGCGGGUUCGGGGCGGUGUGCGAGAGGAGCUCCGCCGACCCCUCGCAGGCCUCCUGCGUCUGCAAGAAGACGUCUUGCCCCGUCGUGGUGGCUCCUGUCUGCGGCUCCGAUUAUUCCACCUACAGCAACGAGUGUGAGCUGGAGAAGGCCCAGUGCAACCAACAGAGACGGAUCAAAGUCAUCAGCAAGGGACCGUGCGACCCCUGUAAAGGCGUCCUCAACGACAUGAAUCGCGUGUGCCGGGUGAACCCCCGCAGCCGAAAGGCAGACCUGCUCUCCCGCCCCGAGAACUGUCCCCCAAAGAAGGAGCUGGUGUGCGGCGACGACGGGGUGACGUAUGACAACGAGUGCGUCAUGGCACGCUCCGGGGCUGUCCGCGGGCUGGAGAUCCAGAAGGUGCGGUCAGGGCAGUGCCAGCAGCAGGACAAAUGCAAGGAUGAGUGCAAGUUCAACGCUGUCUGCCUGAACCGCCGUGGCACCGCUCGCUGCUCCUGUGACCGCGUCACCUGCGACGGUGCUUACCGGCCUGUCUGCGCCCGGGACAGCCGGACCUACAGCAACGACUGCGAGCGCCGGAAGGCCGAGUGCCACCAGAAGGCUGCCAUCCCAGUAAAGCACCGUGGACCCUGUGACCUGGGCGCUCCCAGCCCGUGCCUGAGCGUGGAGUGCACCUUCGGGGCCACCUGCGUGGUGAAGAACCAGGAGGCCGUGUGCGAGUGCCAGCAAGUGUGCCAGGGCCGCUACGACCCCGUGUGCGGCAGCGACAACCGCACCUACGGCAACGCCUGCGAGCUCGACUCCAUGGCCUGCGUCCUCAAGAGGGAAAUCAAAGUGAAACACAAGGGGCCCUGCGACCGCUGUGGCAAGUGCCAGUUCGGGGCCAUCUGCGAGGCGGAGACGGGGCGGUGCGUGUGCCCCACGGAGUGCGUCCCCUCCGCUCAGCCCGUGUGCGGCACGGACGGCAACACGUACGGCAGUGAGUGCGAGCUCCACGUCCGGGCGUGCACGCAGCAGGCGAACAUUCUGGUGGCUGCCCAAGGGAGCGGGUGCUCAUCCUGCGGCAGCACGGUGUGCUCCUUCGGCAGCAAGUGCGUGGCUGGGCAGUGCUGCGGCUCGGGGGGCUCGGGCUCCGGCGACGGUAGCGAGUGUGAGCAGGACCGGUGCCGGCGGUACGGGGGCUGGUGGGACGAGGAUGCAGAGGAUGACCGCUGUGUGUGUGACUUCACCUGCCUGGCAGUGCCACGCAACCCGGUUUGUGGCUCUGAUGGUGUGACCUACGCCAACGAGUGUGAGCUGAAGAAGACACGGUGUGAGAAACGCCAGGAUCUCUAUGUCACUAGCCAAGGAGCCUGCCGUGCCCUUGCCACAACCCCGCCACCUCUCCUGGUUGUGCACUGCAGCCAGACCAUCUAUGGAUGCUGCCCAGACAACAUGACCUUGGCGCUCGGAGUGGGUGCAGCUGGAUGCCCAACCUGUAACUGCGACCCGGUGGGUUCAGUGCGUGACGACUGUGAGCAGAUGACUGGACUGUGCUCCUGCAAGACUGGUAUCACUGGCAUGAAAUGCAACCAGUGCCCCAACGGCAGCAAGCUGGGCAUGACUGGCUGUGAGAAAGACCCAUCAGCCCCAAAAUCCUGCGAGGAAAUGAACUGUGAGUUUGGGGCCUCGUGCGUGGAAGUCAACGGCUUUGCCCACUGCGAGUGCCCAUCCCCGCUCUGCUCGGAGGCCAACAUGACCAAGGUGUGUGGCUCUGAUGGUGUCACUUACGGGGACCAGUGCCAGCUGAGGACGAUCGCUUGCCGGCAGGGACAGGCCAUCACAGUGAAGCACGUGGGGCAGUGCCACGAGUCCAUCACUCACACAAGCCACACCUCAACACCCACACCUCUGCCCACGCUGCCUUUGGACAAGUUAAUCCUUCCUCCACCGCUGCGGCUCACCACCCGGGCUCCAGAGCCCACCGAGCUGGCUACCAGCACCCUGCUGUUGGAAGCCAGGCCUACGGAAAGAGGUCACCCUACGACAAGGCGCAUCACGACUGCCAGACCAGCCACCACGCCGUGGAUGACCCACGGGGUGUAUAAGACCACCGUCCGCCCUCUCUCCACCGCACCGGUGGUCCUGGCCACCACCCAGCCUACCUACGUUGGGUCAGGCAGUGCAGAAGGCAGUGGAGACCAAGAGAUGGGCAUCAGUGGAGACCAGGAAUCUAGUGGGGCAGGCUCUGCCGGGGAAGAGGAGGUGGAGGAAAGCCAGGUAUCGUCCACCCCAGCCGUCGAGAGGGCGACUUGUUACAACACCCCGCUGGGAUGCUGCUCUGACGGCAAGACUGCGGCUGCUGACGCGGAAGGCAGCAACUGUCCGGCUACCAAAGUCUUCCAAGGAGUCCUCAUCUUGGAGGAGGUGGAGGGCCAGGAGCUGUUCUACACCCCUGAGAUGGCUGACCCCAAGUCGGAGCUCUUUGGGGAGACGGCCAGGAGCAUUGAGAGUGCGCUGGAUGAGCUUUUCCGCAAUUCUGACGUUAAGAAGGAUUUCAAGAGUAUCCGUGUCCGAGACCUGGGGCAGAGCAGCGCUGUCCGUGUCAUUGUGGAGUCCCACUUUGACCCAGCCACCUCCUACACAGCAGCUGAUGUCCAAGGGGCCCUGCUGAAGCAGAUCAAAGCUUCCAAGAAGAAGACCAUUCUGGUGAAGAAGCCCCAGCAGGAGCAUGUCAAAUUCAUGGACUUUGGUGAGUGCCCUCUCUUGCCUCUCUGCUACCACGUCGCCCCAAAAGCUAGAGUGGCUUUCCCUGCUCCCAGAGAGGGUGGCAAAGCACCAGCCUCCACCUGCAUUCUGCUGCCUUUCAGACUGGAUCCCCCGGCUCUUCACCGACCCAGCGCCAAGACGUCGGGCGUCGUGAGCACCAGGAGACCCACCUCCGCCCUCCCUGCCACCACCCGGCGGAAGCCCACCCGCCAGCCACCCACCACGAAGAAACCCUCGCGACCCUGUGACUCCCACCCGUGCCUGCACGGUGGCACCUGUGAGGACGAUGGGACGGAGUUCACCUGCAGCUGCCCGGCGGGCAAAGGAGGAGCCGUCUGCGAGAAACCUAUCAGGUACUUCAUCCCCAGCUUUGGUGGCAAGUCCUACCUGGCCUUCAAGAUGAUGAAGGCGUACCACACCGUGCGCAUCGCCAUGGAGUUCAGGACUGUGGAGCUCAGCGGGCUGCUGCUCUACAACGGGCAGAACCGCGGCAAAGACUUCAUUUCCCUGGCGCUGGUCGGCGGCUUCGUGGAGCUCAGGGUGGCAGAUCGAACCACGGCCACAAGCGGGCUGAAGGGCUGCGUCCGCCUCCUCGACGUGAACAACCAGAUGUACGACCUGCGGGAGAAAGGCAGCGACGUGCUGUACGGCAGCGGGGUGGGCGAGUGCGGCAACGACCCCUGUCACCCCAACCCCUGCCACCACGGUGGCAUCUGCCACGUCAAGGAGGCAGAGAUGUUCCACUGCGAGUGUCUCGACACCUACACCGGCCCGACGUGUGCCGACGAGAGGAACCCCUGCGACCCGACGCCGUGCCACGUCUCUGCCACCUGCCUGGUGCUGCCGGAGGGAGGUGCCUUGUGCGCCUGUCCCAUGGGCCGGGAAGGAGACUUCUGCGAGCUAGUGACAGAGCAGGACCACACCAUGCCCUUCCUCCCGGAGUUCAAUGGCUUCUCCUACCUGGAGCUGAAUGGGCUGCAGACCUUCGUUCCUGACCUGGACAAAAUGUCCAUGGAAGUUGUGUUCCUGGCCAAGAACCCCAGCGGCAUGAUCUUCUACAAUGGCCAGAAGACAGAUGGCAAAGGGGACUUUGUCUCUCUGGCCUUACACGAUGGCUACCUGGAGUACAGAUAUGACCUGGGCAAAGGGGCGGCUGUGCUCAGGAGCAAAGAGCCUGUUCCCCUCAACACCUGGGUCAGCGUCUUGUUGGAGAGGAAUGGGCGCAAGGGGGUAAUGAGGAUCAACAACGGCGAGAGUGUGAUGGGAGAGUCACCGAAAUCCCGUAAGGUGCCUCACACCUUCCUGAACCUGAAGGAGCCGUUUUAUGUGGGGGGAGCCCCUGAUUUCAGCAAGCUAGCUCGAGCAGCUGCCAUCUCCACCAGCUUCGAUGGAGCCGUGCAGAGGAUCUCCGUCAAGGGGGUGCCAGUGCUGAAGGAGCAGAACAUCCGCAGCGCCAUGGAGAUCUCCCCCUUCCGAGGCCACCCCUGUACCCAGAAACCCAAUCCCUGCCAGAACGGAGGCACUUGCAGCCCCCGGCUCGAGAGCUACGAGUGUGCCUGCCAGAGGGGCUUCUCCGGGGCUCACUGCGAGAAAGUGAUCAUCGAGAAGGCUGCUGGAGACGCAGAGGCCAUUGCUUUUGAUGGUAGGACAUAUAUGGAGUACCACAAUGCCGUGACGAAGAGCCACCUGAGCAAUGAGAUCCCCGCUCCCGAAGCGCUGGACUAUCCCGCGGAGCCCAGCGAGAAGGCCUUGCAAUCAAACCACUUUGAACUGAGCAUCAAAACAGAAGCCACUCAGGGCCUGAUCCUGUGGAGCGGGAAAGGGCUGGAGCGAUCGGACUACAUCGCCCUCGCCAUCGUGGAUGGCUUCGUACAAAUGACCUACGACCUCGGCUCCAAGCCAGUCGUCCUACGGUCCACGGUCCCGGUCAACACCAACCGGUGGAUUCACAUCAAAGCAUCCAGGGUACAGAGAGAAGGUUCCCUUCAAGUCGGCAACGAAGCCCCCAUUGCUGGCUCUUCCCCGCUUGGUGCAACACAGCUGGACACAGAUGGGGCCCUGUGGCUGGGGGGAAUGGAGAAGCUGAGCGUGGCUCACAAGCUGCCCAAGGCCUACAGCACUGGCUUUAUUGGCUGCAUAAGGGACGUGGUUGUCGACCGCCAAGAACUGCAUCUGGUGGAGGACGCUUUGAACAACCCCACGAUAUUACACUGCUCAGCCAAAUAGACCCCCAGGGACCCUUCCUUCUCCUUCCCUCCCUCCUGCCUAUUGCUGUAAUUAUUUUCUAUUUUUGUAAACUUAUUGCUUUUUAUAUUUUGGGGGGAGGGGGGAAAGGGAGGGGAGGAAACACCUUUUCUUUUGGGUUAUUUGUUCGGUUGCAGUCUAUCCAGGUCAGUCAGACUCUAACGAAACAGCAGCAACAAAGAACAAGCCUUGAACCAAGACUCCAAGAAGUGGCAGAAGAACUUCCCCAUUGCACCUGCGUUGUAAAUCUUCUUCAUACUUGAAGCUUCUUUUUUUUUGGGUUAUUUUUCCCCCUCCUUACUUGUGUUCUUGGGUUGUUGUUGGCGCCUGCGGGGGAAAGGAUGCAGCUGCUGGCAAGC